CAACCCUUACACUAAUUACAACAAAAUCAUUCCCAGGCAGCAGUGAUAAUAAUAAUGUCACCAACACUCAAAAUUCAUCCAGUUUAUACACUUAUAUUACUCCCGCAACUUAUACUUUUGGAAUCCUAUUUCCGAUUUAUUUUUUGCUUGCUAUUUUUGUUAUUUACCAAUGGUUUAUAACGGGCGAUGGGUACGACCUUGUUAUUGAUGGUGUUUCUUAUUACUUUAUUAUUGCUGCAGUUCUGAAUAUUGCUAUAGCAUAUAUAUGUCUUACUAUCGAUUUGUAUUAUCAUACCAGAGGGUUUUUUGACAAUCUUUUCAUUCGUGUACCAUUUUCUCUUUGGGGUGGUUUCGCUUUAUACACUACAAUUCUAUGUUUUUGGAUUGCUAUUCCCGCUCUUGAUACUGUUCUUCUAUCUGUUAUUGCUCUAGCUAUUUUAAUAAUUUUUGGUUUAUUAAUUGCAGAAUAUUAUCCAUUCGCCGAUUCUAAUUUUGCUAUUGCUAUUCUCUGGGUGUUAAUUGGUAUUGCUGAUUAUCAGAUUAAAGUAUUCCCUGUGCUUACUGUUGCUAUAUUAGGCUGCGGUUUGGUUACUGGUGGUAUUCUUAGAACCUCUUUUAGUGGGCUCGCAGAACAUAAAAGCA
Messenger RNA from Racocetra persica, 642 nucleotides. The record is from the annotation of a GenBank genome assembly. Lineage: Eukaryota; Fungi; Glomeromycota; Glomeromycetes; Diversisporales; Gigasporaceae.